Aegilops tauschii subsp. strangulata is the source of this 2088-nucleotide messenger RNA. RefSeq names its product protein EARLY FLOWERING 5. The record is from RefSeq and is a predicted model, not a curated record. Gene Ontology annotation, biological process: RNA processing. Lineage: Eukaryota; Viridiplantae; Streptophyta; Magnoliopsida; Poales; Poaceae. Gene Ontology annotation, cellular component: spliceosomal complex.
CACAAAGAAAAGAAACAAGUUAAAUAAAAAGAAUUUAAAGAAAGCGAAAGAAGGUACGCCGACCCGAACCCCAUAGCGACGACGUUCGCCGCGACGUCCCCCCUCUCUUCUCUUGGCUAAAUCUCCCGCCGCCGGUGCAGCUCGGUCGCUCCGUCGCUGGAGGCGCGAGAGGAAGGGGGAAAGAUGAAGACAACUAAGGGAGGGAAAGUCAUGAAUCCCACCGACGCCUUCCGCAAGGAGCAGCGCAGGAAGGAGCUUAAGCGGAACAAAAAAGAAAGAAAGAAGGUACGGGAGGUUGGCAUUUUGAAAAAGGACCCAGAUGCUAUAAAGGAUCAGAUUGAGAAAUUGGAAAAGAUGAAGGCUGAUGGUGCUCUGGAUAAGGCUAGGAAACAUAAGAAAAGACAGCUUGAGGAUACUUAUAAUCUUGUUGUGAAGAAAAGGAAGGAAUAUGAAGAAAAGAUGAAAGAAAAGGGUGAGCAACCAGUUAUGUUCAGCCAUCUUGGACCACCAAAGAGACGGCCUGCAGCAGACGAAGAUGACAGAGCUAAAAACCCUAUGCCUGAGGAUUCUGUUUACUAUCACCCAACCUUGAACCCAUCUGGGGCACCACCACCUGGCAAACCUCCUAUGUACAAAUCAUCGAUAGGACCAAGGAUUCCACUGCCUUCCUCAGUUGGUGCUGGGGCUUCAUCUUCCAUGACAGAAUCUGAAGAAGCAGGUCCUUCCACCAUGCCCCCUCCUCCACCGCCCCCUCCACUGCCAGCCAAUUCAGAACCUUCAGAUCUAUCUGUCCCUUCUUUACCUUUACCCCCACCACCGCCCCCACCCCCGCCUAAGCCUGCUGGCUCUGUAAUAGCACCAGGCUUACCGCUGCCACCUCCACCUCCUCCUCCUGGUGCACCUCCCAGAGAACCUGUGUUAGAUCAUAUAUUACUGCCACCACCUCCCCCUCCACAGCGGCCUUUGCAACAACCACCUCUACCUGGUACAAAUGAGCUGCUUAAUAAACAAAUUGUUGGAGAGGGUGCAAGCUCGGCAGAUUCUACACAGGCUCCAGUUGUGCUACCUCCACCUCCACCUCCCCCUAGGUUGCCACCGAACUCAAAUGAAAUGCAGGCUACUGACAAUACUGCUAUGGAUACUCCUGUUGUGAAAGAAGAUGCUAAAAUUCCAAGGUUCUUACCACCACCUCCACCGCAUCCAUCGCAGUUACUGCCUUUGCCUCCAAGGCCUCCAAUGAUGCCUCCAGUACAACCUGAUAUUCUAAGCCCAGGAAUGGUCAGAUUUCCUCCACCACCGUCACAACCAGAUUCAAGGCCACCAUUUAUUGCUCCUGGUGUUGCUGCCAGGCCCCCUCCACCUCCUCCAGCAUUACCUCCGGCUCAAAUGCCAAUGGCACCCUUUGGUGUACUUCCUGGUCCGUCAGCAAUGCUUAGGCCUCCAUUUUUUCCAGGACCCGAGUUUGCUGCUUUUGGCCCAAGGCCGCAGUUACCUCAGCAGCCAUCUUACGUCAAAUCGGCUGCUUCAACAGUUGUAAAGAGACCAUUAGCACAACAUACUCCUGAGCUAACAGCUAUGGUUCCUGCAUCAGUUCGAGUUAAGAGAGAAUCCGCUCUCCCUAAACCAAAACCAAAGGCGCAGCAGCAGCAGCAGCAGUCAUCAGCACCAUCAUAUUCUGCUCUGAAGCCUUCAGUAACCCCCAUAAAAUCUGCAGCCCAGCCUUCACCCUCAGCUUCUAAGCCACAAAGCAUUGAUGACUCCUACAUGGCAUUCCUGGAGGAUAUGAAGCAACUGGGUGCCCUCGAUGAGUAGCUCAGCACCCAGUCCCUUCUCCCUGAUGGCUGUCAGCAGCUUGGUCAUGAACCUGAACCUGAACAUGAUUCUGUUCUUUGCAUUGUGGCUUAUGAAUGGCUUUUCCUGCUAUGAUCUUAGAAACCGUUUCUGUUUUCCAUGAGCAAGCAUUUGAGAUGUAUUCCAGUUCGAAAUGGGGAGACAACUAUCAUCAACAAAUCUUUUCGUUGUUGUCAUUGUGCAACACAGCCGUAUCGAGUCAAACAAUGGAAGCAUUUGAUUCAAUUUUUUUUUAAA